GGUGCAGAGCGCCCUCAUCCUCAUUCAGCGCAAGCGCAAGUGGGACGAACAUGGCUGCGAGCUGCUGGCGCGGCUGCAGCAGGUGGGCAUCGCGGCCCGCUGCCCGCAGGACGGCGUCGCCGGAGGGCCCCCGCCGCGGCGGGCCGAGGCCCGCGGGGCCGGCGCGGCGGCCAGCCCUCUCGGACGACCUCGCAGUGCGCGCCGCUCCCCGCGGGAGGUUCGGACUGACGCCGCUCUGGCGGAGGACGGCUUCGGGGGAUCUCGGAGGGUCUCGGAGGACAUCCAGGUCCACUUGGUGGACGAUCCAGGAGAGCAACGGCAGGAGGCAAGAUGCGUGCGCCGGCAAGCCAUGUUCCAGACGACGACUGGAAACCCCUCAGCGCAGGCACCGUUCGGGGAACCGAGGCCGCGGGGGCCAGCCGCGAGAGUCCGGUGCCAGCGGCCCUGCCGAGAGCUCCAGGCCCCGCAUCGCGAGAGGACCACGGCGCCAAGUGCUGCAGCGCCGACGGCCCGCUAGUAAGGUAGCAGGCCCCCAGCUGUCGGGGCGGGCGCGUGCACGCCCAGAGGUCCGACGUCGUGAUUUUGUUCACUGCGGGGUCUCCGGAAGUCUCAAC
Molecule: messenger RNA, 614 nt
Organism: Prorocentrum cordatum
Lineage: Eukaryota; Dinophyceae; Prorocentrales; Prorocentraceae
Source: the annotation of a GenBank genome assembly